CUCAAUCCACAGCUAAAUGGGUGAGAAACAACUCAUACUGACAGACCCUCAGAAAGCAUUGGGAAACCUCACAAGAGCUCAGAGGAACAGGUUUCUGGCUGUGACUUGAAGGAAAGGCCUUGGAAAUCUCCCCCAUUCUUUACUAUCAACACUGAAAUAUCUGAAGUAGCUAAGACUGUAAAUUAGAAAAAUAUGAGAUGAGGAUAGGUAGCCUAACAGACAAGUACGUGGAAAAAUUGUUGCAGAAUUCGAGCCAAGUGUUGAAGAUCAGAUCGAGAAUUCAACUAAUUCAAUCUCUAGCUAAUGCGUGCAGCUCAACUGCUUUGUCGACGGGCAGCAAUCCGCAGUUGCUAUGACUACACGUAACUAAGAUUUUGUUGACAUUGACAACCGGACGUUCUUGGCAGCUGUCCCCACGUAACCUAGAUACCAAACAUUUUGCCUUUUUAUAGAAAAGUAUUUACUUUUCAUUGAGACACGCUUUAUAUAUGCAAUGGACUCCAGUACGUUAUACUACUCCUUGGACCUCGUUUCUGGUAGCGGUUUAACUUUGAGCAGUGAGCAAAAAGCUGCCCUGCAGACUUCCCUGGUCAUUCUGAAGAGGAACAACAAAUUCAAUCGUGUCCUGUUUUGGGGCAAGAUUCUGGGCAUAAAGGGUGACUAUUUCAUUGCUCAAGGGGUUUCAGAGGAUGAGAUGACGGAUAAAAAGAGCCUUUACAGUUUCAACUGUGUGGACUGGCACUUGCUUCCCCCUGCCACUGAGGCAAUGCUAGCGGAAGUUUCUGCUACAGCAAAGGGUCGCUUCGUUGGAGACCCCUCACAUGAGUAUGAGCACACCGAGAUACGGCGGCAAGGGGAGGGGGACGAGGCUGUGGAGGAGGAAGUCGUGGUUAAGGUGAAAGAGGAGAAGAGGCUGGCCUCCACUGUCCAUACCAUUGAUAAGGAGGUGUCUGUGGUCCCGCGCGGUGCCUUCAUCAAGAGUCCCCAUGGCCUGGUGCAGACCAAUCGCAGCUUUGAGGGUCUGUCCUCAUUGGAGGCAGGUAAACUCAGCUACUUCCUGCACUUCACUGAGCCGCAGAAACUGAAGAAGAAAUCCAUCCUGGAGCUGGCUGACCUCAACCCCUCCAUUGACUUCCUGGAUCCUUUGAGUGAGGAUAUCCCCAAAGGGUCGUGGAGCUUGCAGUUUGAGCGUGGCAGCACAGUGUGUGUGAUCCGUAGCAUGCUGUGGCUGGGCCUGACCUCCUUCCAUGUACCCAUGACCCCCCAGCACGGAUACAUCUACAUGGGCGACGGACUGAAGAACCUGGACCUGCCCUUCAUGCUUUAAAAAGCCAGUGAGAUCCAGAGCUGGAGAGCCAACACCUACCACUUAUCUAAACUGAGAAUCAUCAUCAACCUCUCAUCUGAGCAAGCAGUGUUUCAUCCCCGCCCAAAACAGUUCUAUUUAUGCAAGAGAUGUUUCUUUAGUGAUAUUUAAAGUAAAUAAACAAACUAAAAUCAUUCAUUAUUUGUGAUUUACCUCCACAUGCACUUGGUUCAUUUCUGUCAAUAGGCCCAGUAAAUGCUUACUUCCACACUCAUGCAAACACACAUGGUGGAGGGAGAAAAAGCAAAUCUGAUUUAUUUGCACAUCUGGGUUGUCUUGAAGUACAACAUCCCACCUACAUCAAAACAGUGUAACACUGACCCAAUUGAUCUUACAGCAAGGGCUCUAGUCAAUCUGUAUUGCUGAAGCGUUACAGAUUCCGCAAUAGAAAUGUAAAGGUAAUGCCCGAUUGAGUUGACAUAUGCAGUGGUUACCGUGAAUGCAGUCUCUGGUAAAGCUGGAACAUUGCCUUUAAAAUGUCAAUCACGCUGUAAAGCUGAACUGCCGCGAUGCGGAUUGAAUAGAGCCCCUAAAUGUGGAGUUUAAUAGUUUUGUUUCAGGGCAUCUUCAAAAAGGUCAAAUGACAGAAUGGGU
This is a messenger RNA of Oncorhynchus tshawytscha (Chinook salmon), 1960 nucleotides long. RefSeq names its product radial spoke head component 9 (gene rsph9). The transcript has 5 exons. The coding region runs from base 494 to 1327 and encodes 277 amino acids. Gene Ontology annotation, biological process: axoneme assembly; cilium movement involved in cell motility; motile cilium assembly. The record is from RefSeq and is a predicted model, not a curated record. Lineage: Eukaryota; Metazoa; Chordata; Actinopteri; Salmoniformes; Salmonidae. Gene Ontology annotation, cellular component: axoneme; radial spoke.